This is a messenger RNA of Penaeus chinensis, 4618 nucleotides long. RefSeq names its product MAM and LDL-receptor class A domain-containing protein 1-like. NCBI's taxonomy places the organism in Eukaryota, Metazoa, Arthropoda, Malacostraca, Decapoda, Penaeidae. Gene Ontology annotation, cellular component: membrane. The record is from RefSeq and is a predicted model, not a curated record.
CCAGCGCGGGCCGGCACCGGGAGAGGACGAGCGAGAGACGCGCAGGGCGGAGAGAGAGACGGCGAACACAGCGGGAGACCAUAGUUCCGGAAGGAUGAGAGCGGACGUGACAGUUCUCCUGGUGACCCUGGUGGGCGUGGCCUCGGCGAACCCGAAGCCCCUGUCGGCGCUGCACAAGAGAGAAGCGCCUGCGCCGCACAGUCCAGCGGCUCUCGAGGACCAGGUGUUGGUCCGAGAAAAACGUCAAGAGGAGCCAGCAACAAACCCAGAUGAGGCCGCGGCCCCAGACGCACCGGCGCCCCCUGACCCUGCGGCCCCCGCGGAACCCUUGGUCCCAGGUGAAACUUUGGCCCCAGAGGAAACUGUGAACCCUGAAGACCCCGCAGUUCCAGAAGAGCCCACUGCCCCAGAGGAACCCGCGGUCCCAGCCGAUCCCACUGUCCCAGAGGAACCCGCGGUUCCAGAUGAACCCCCUCCCCCAGAGCAACCCGCGGUUCCAGCCAAUCCCACUACCCCAGAGGAACCCGCGGUUCCAGAUGAACCCAUUGUCCCAGAUGAAUCAAUUGUCCCAGAGCAACCCGCGGUUCCAAGUGAACCCAUUGUCCCAGAGCAACCCGCGGUUCCAAGUGAACCCAAUGUCCCAGAGCAACCCGCGGUUCCAGAAGAUCCAGCGGCCCCCGCUGAGCCCUCGGCGCCAGAAAAGCCCGUAACCCCGGACGAACCAGUAAUUCCAGACACAUCUUUGGUGCCAGAUGAAACCACCGGCCCGGAAGCCCAAGCGCCGGCCGAGGACCGCCAGCAACCCGAAGCCCCACCGUCGCCGGCGCCCGGCCCCCCUGAGGACCCCGCCGUGCCCGAGCAGCCAAUAACGCCCAAAGAACCCGCUGAGCCCGCAGCCAAAGAGCCCCAGGAACCGCAGACGCCCGAGGAGCCUGCGCGGCCGACCCGCCCGCGGCCGCCGGCGCGCCCUCAGCGUCCGUCGAGGCCAGAGAGGCCCUCUCGCCCCCAGGGAGAGCAGACUGCCGAAGCAGACCUGUGUGAUUUCGGGUCGAGUCCUGAUGUGUCGCUCUGCGACUGGUCCAACCUGAACGUGACGCAGCUGCAGUGGCAGCCGUCGCAGGGGCAGAGCGCCUUCUGGCUGGGCGGCCCGCAGGAGGAUGUGUCCUACGGCGAUGAUCUGGGCGGGUACGCCGUGUUCGAGACGUCACAGGUCCCACAGAAGACGAUCGGCGGAAGCAACUUCGAGUCAGCGAUGUUGAUGUCGGCCAUCAGACCCACCACGGGGCCUAAGGGAAUGUGCGUCAAAUUUUGGUACUCGAUCGGCGGCCUGAGUCCCGACCGCCUUCGGGUGCUCCUCCACCCGAUGCCCGAGGACAUGGGCAAGGACGACAUGGACGAGAUGAUGAUGGGCUACGACGGCAGCGACGACGUGGUGCUGUGGGAGGCGCGCGACAUGACCCUGGGCGACUGGAAGGAGGGCCAGGUCGUCUACACCUUCGACCAGAGGCACUCGGUGAUCUUCGAGGGAAUCCCCGUGGACAGCAACGACCUGAGCAGGAGGUUCCGAGGCUUCAUCGCCAUUGACGAGCUCUCCUUCGCCGACUCGAGCGAGUGCGGCGCCUUCUGCACGUUCGAGGGCGGCAUCUGCGGCUGGACGCAGGACUCCAAGGACGACUUCGAAUGGACGCAGAGCCGCGGCAGCCUCAACCCCUCCACGGGGCCGCCGAGGGACCGCUCCUCCUUCGCCAACAACGGCAUGAUGGGAGGUUACGCCUUCAUCGACUCCAGCUACCCAAGGAGGCCGGGAGACAAGGCCCGACUCAUGAGCCAAGAGUUCCAGGGCACCAACCCGGACAGCCCCCUCUGCAUGCGCUUCUGGACGCACAUGUUCGGCAACGGCAUCGGCUCCCUACGCGUCAUCCUGUUCGACGUGAACACCGACGAAGACAAAGUUAUCUGGCAGAUCUCUGGUGAGGCUGGAAAUGCGUGGUACCAAGGCCAGGUACCCAUUGCCUCCCCAACGCCCUUCAAGAUCGUGUUCGAAGGCGUCGUGGGAGCCAACAACUUGGGAGACAUUGCUAUCGAUGACAUUUCCAUCAUCCAGGGCGCGUGUCCUAGCGCACCCCAAGUGGCGGCCGGAAAUAACGGGGACUGCACCUUCGAAGUGGACGAGUGCGGAUGGACGAACCCGGGCCCGAGGGAGCGCGCGGACGAGAUCGACUGGGUGCGGACGGUCGCCGCGGACAACCGGGCUCCGUCACGUGACCACACCAUCGGCACGGCGCAAGGGUUCUACAUGACUCUCCCGCGGGGGUCUGUGCAGCGCGGGGGCGACCGGGCCUGGUUCGUGUCGACCCCCAUCAAGGGCUCGGCGGACCCCAUGUGCAUCGCCUUCUGGUACUUCAUGUAUGAGCCAUUCAUCGACCCCUCCGGCCCCUCCCUCGGCUCCCUGAUGGUCUACCUCAGCUACGAGAAGGACGGGACCCUGUCUCUGGAGCCCGUGUGGACGCUCAAGAACCACCAGGGCCCCAACUGGAUGUACGGCCAGGCCAGAGUGCAGUACGAUGAAGACUUCUUGGUGGCGUUCGAGGGCACUUGGGGCAGCAGCCGAGGCAACGGCUUCAUGGCCCUCGAUGACAUAACGCUCUUCACCGGCGACUGCUCCACAAUGCCGGAGAAGGCCAUGACCUCGAAGGCCGACUGCGACUUCCAGCGCAACGCCUGCCAAUGGAAGAACUCGACCACUGACUCGGACUUCCGCUGGACCACCGCCUCCAUCUCGCGGCGCCCGGCCAACCUGCCCGACCACACCUUCGGGGGCCCGAUCGGCUACGCCUACUUCGACGUGUUCAACCAGGCCGCCCGCCCCCAGAGCCUCACCUUCACCUCGCCGCCCAUGGACAAGUCAGCCGACGGCACGCCCAUCUGCCUCACCUUCUGGUACGCCUACUUCGGUGCCAGCGAGAGCACGAAGCUCAAGAUCAGCAGGGAGGCUUACGACAAGAACGCCGAGGAAGAAGAAGAAGGAGGCGACGCUCAGGAGAUCUGGUCUCUGGAGGCAGCCAACAUCGGCACGCAGCGCCCCGAGUGGCAGUUCGGACAAGUGCAGGUCAACACAGACACCGACUUCCGCGUCAGCAUCAUAGGAAUGGCCAGCAACGGAGGCUUUGCCAUCGACGAUAUCAAGACUUACGGCGGAGGAUGCAAACUACGCCCUGAGGAAGCUGUUGCAAAUGGCGAGGAGACUGCGACCGAAUAAAGCUCAAGGAAAUACACAAAGAUUAGAUAUAUUAAAAACACAUAAAGUUGAUGAAAAAAGAAACUGCCUGGAAGUCUGCCGCGCAUGUUAGACGAUUCAGUGUUGUUUCUAUGAUAAAGAUUUAAUUAAGAAAUGGUAAAGAGGUUGUAUAUCAAAUUCUUUAUUAUUUCAUUUUUUUAUGAUAAGUAACUCUUUUCUUAGCCAUUAAUGAAAAUUUGUUUAGAACCGGUAACUAACUACCAAAGAAUGUUUGUUCUGUGGUGUAUUGUGCUUAAACUUUACAAUCACCUGAGAAACGACCGGUUUCGGUUGGACUGAUAUAAAAUUUCGUGAAGAAAAAUAUUUUGAAAAUUACUAUAUCCAUUCUUAACUGAUGUAAUGCCAUCUAUAAGUUUUAUCACUGGAAAAAGGUAAGGAAUAAAAUAAACAUUCCCUUCCCUCUUACCUACAUAAAAUAAUUAUCUUUGGUGCCGAGGGUAUGGUGAUGUCUGGGUACAAAUUAUCCUUAUUCUUAUACUCUUUACUUAUACUUGUGACUUUGAAUACUUGUCCCAUUAACAUUAAGUAAAGGAUUUUUUUCUCACUGUUUCAUAUCUAAUAUCUCGAGUGUUUCGAAUGAUUUUUGUGUGCAUUUAAUAGAGAAAUUUUAUUCAUUUUUUCACUUCAAGAGUUUUACUAAAAGAAAGAUACUUAUGGACACAAUGUUAUUUUUUAUGAAUAUAUUUACUUAGGAUGCAAUUUAGAUCUCGUUUUAUAGAUUUAUUCACGUUCUAUAAUUGUCUUUUUGCUAUAAUUAGAUUUAAGUAAGCAUGCAUCUUAAGUUGGAUAUUAGCGAGGACACAGUCAUCAGAUACAAAUUUACAUUUAUGAAUAUGAUUAACACACACACACAGGGUUAUCUUAAAUGUAAAGCACAAUUUAUAUGAAGGUAUUAACAGUUUUUGUCAUAUUCAUAUUACAAUCACUGGAAUAUACAUUUGCAUUUGCAAAUAGAAUUUCUCACAAAACUAUAACAUUGUAAUAUGAUUAUGACUUGAACGUUUUUUCUUUCAUGAUCUCUAACAAGUGCAUUAUACAAAACAUCGUCACAAAUAAAUGUUAAAAUAUACUUUGAAAAAAUAUUUCUCUGCUAGUUUUUUUACUCGCUGAUAUAGCAAUAACAGUGGUCCUGAAUAAGGACUUAUGCUGAAUUUUAAAACAUUAUAUAAAUGCUGAGUGUUUACUCGGAAAAGCAUACUAUGCCUUACAUGAAGUGCAACUUAGUAAAUAUUGUAUGAUAGUUGUAAUAGUUGUAAGUUGAUACGGCUGUAUUUGUCACCUGUGUACUACUGAAAAUAAUAUUCACUAGUCUAUACACAA